Messenger RNA from Dermacentor silvarum, 1674 nucleotides. RefSeq lists its product as uncharacterized. The transcript has 8 exons. NCBI's taxonomy places the organism in Eukaryota, Metazoa, Arthropoda, Arachnida, Ixodida, Ixodidae. Bases 221 to 1555 code for a protein of 444 amino acids. The record is from RefSeq and is a predicted model, not a curated record.
CCGCUUUCGCCCACAUCCAUCUAGUCUGCGUACGUUUGUCCGCGUGGUGGCGCUCUACAUCGCACCAUUUCAAGCGGUGUGUUCAUUCAUUGACCCAUGUCAAUGAAUAAGCGAUCGUUUCGCGCAACUGCGCGUGUCGUCUGCAACUUUAGUAGUCUGCCAUCGCUGCAACUUUAGUGGUCUGCCAUCGCUGCAACUUUAGUGGUCUGCCAUCGCUGCCAUGGACGAGGAAGAGGAAAUAACGUGGAUACUUUUAGCCAGUUGCUUUCUGGCAAUGGAAGAGGAACAACGGAAGGAGCGGCCACCUCGGAAGCGGCGAUGGUGGGUUCGCCCGGCUUUGCAAGAGCGCGAGAAGUUGGGUCACGCCAACGCUUUGUUGCCGCACCUCAGGUCCCGCGACGUUGAGUACUACCGCGACUAUUUGAGGAUGCCGCCGCGAAGUUUCGAUACACUUUUGGAACUCGUGGCGCCUAGAAUAACGAAGGCGAACACGAGGUUGCGCAAGGCCAUUCCGCCAGACCACCGCCUAGCUCUGGCUGUGAGAUUUUUGGCAGCUGGCGAAACACUCAGGUCGUCGUCGUUUAAUUUCUUGGCUGGACGUUCGACAGCGUGCAUGAUCAUCGCCGAGGUCUGCCAAGCAAUUUGGGAUAUCCUUGGUCCACUUUAUGUUAAAUGUCCGUCAUCCGCAGUUCAGUGGCUCAAGGUUGCACAGGAAUUUGAGGAAAAGUGGAACCUGCCUCAUUGCAUUGGUGCCAUUGAUGGCAAACACGUCGUCAUUGAGUGCCCCGCCAAGUCAGGAACACUAAACAGAAACUACAAGAGUAGUUUCAGUAAAUCAUUGCUUGCGAUAAGUGAUGCAAGUUACAGGUUCCUAUAUGUUGAAAUAGGACACUUCGGCAGCGAGUCUGAUGGAGGCGUGUUUGCACGCAGCAAGUUCCAAGAGCUCAUUGUAGCAAACCAACUUGGAAUACCCGAAGACUCUGAGAUGGGCAGCAUUGGAAUGAUGCCCUAUUUUUUUGUUGGAGAUGAGGCUUUCCCUCUAAAGACCUUCAUGAUGCGGCCUUAUUCUCGCAAAACCCUUCAACCACUGCUUGUCACCACAGCUGAUUCAAAUCAGUCCUUUGAAGAAAAGCACCAGAGGAGAAUAUUUAAUUAUCGCCUGAGCCGAGCUCGAAGGGUAGUCGAAAAUGCCUUUGGCAUUAUGGCACAGAGGUGGCGGAUCCUGCGACGGCCAUUUAAAGCAAAAGAUGACAAUGUCAACAGAAUUGUCUGUGCUUGUGUUACGCUGCACAAUUUUUUGCUUCACGAGUCGCCUGCAUCUCGGGCUGCCUACUGUCCACCUGGCACCGCCGACUGCGAGGAUUGGCAAGGGCAAGUUACAGAAGGCAGCUGGAGAGCCGAAGAAGGCAGCAGGGAUGCUUUGUCUACAUUGCGUGCAACAGGCUUCAACUCAACCAGGCAAGCCUAUGCUGUGAGAGACAAGCUCUGCCAAUAUUGCAUCUCUGAUGAUGGCAGGGUCCCCUGGCAAGACAGCAUCAUCAACACCACCGCAUAGAAAGUUGUGUUUCAAGCUCUGCAUCUGGUGCACUCUCUAAAGUUUCUGGCACCAGCAUUUCUUCCACUUCAUCGGCGGCACCUGUUGCUGCAGCAUCCUCGGUGUCUCGACUUUCUGCU